AUGAUGGAGCUUCAGUCUGCAAACCCACUUUUCUUAACAAUUACAGUGUAUGUUGGUGGUUGCCAGUGGAAGAACAAGUCUUGGCGUCAGCUAGACGAAGAGCGUAUUAGAGAGAUAGAUAAGCAAGGAAAAGGGAUGGAAGCUAGGAGAAGAUGGAAAAUGAAACUGGAUGUACUUUCUCCUUUGAUAGCUAGAUGGUUUCCCCUCUUCAUGGGAAUCAAAGAAAGCUUAUUAGGCGAGCUGAGGCUCAUUGUGGAGGUCAAGCCGUACAGCUGGGCAAGUACAAGUAUAAGUAGAAGUGGGCGUGAUGGUCAAAGUGAUGUUUCUUCUUUUUCGAGGGCGUAUGUAUAUGAAACUGGUGCACCACCUGCCAUUCAGUCAAGGACCUAUGCUUCUUUGUCAACAACAGGAACGGGAACCAAACCACCAAUUGAGAAGACCACAACGUUAG
Ilex paraguariensis (yerba mate) is the source of this 451-nucleotide messenger RNA. Lineage: Eukaryota; Viridiplantae; Streptophyta; Magnoliopsida; Aquifoliales; Aquifoliaceae. The record is from the annotation of a GenBank genome assembly.